UUUGAACCAUCUGUUUCCCAAGUUAUGAAGUCACGGAUGUAAACGUAAAAUUUAAUAAUCAUUUUAAUUAUUUCAUUUAAAGCCAGCCUCUGUCUUGCGCUCGAUUUAACGCUAAGAUCUUCCGAAACUGGUCGAAACUCUGGAAUUCGCGUCCCGGUCCAGAUUGGUCCAUCCAGCUCGCAGCGUGGAAUUUGCUUCAAACUGUGGAAACUAUUUAGCUGCCACGCCGAAUUGAAAGAGAAAGUAAAACGGACGCAGUCAUGUAAGUCAAGCGCUUGUCAAUUUCCCCCUGCAGUCUGCGAGCAACCCCGCAAGAAGUUCACACACUUCCUGAUCGCUUCGAGACACUGCUGAAGGGAGCUCAGCGGCUCCGUCCGUCAAGUCUCGACAUGGACGCGGCGGGGUGGCGGACGGCUCAGGCUCAUGCCUACAAAACGAGCUGCACAGGGGAGCGCAGCUGCGGUGCGGUUAUGAAGCGGUCUUCCGCCGCCAGAGGGGACGAGAAAAGGCUCAUGAACAGAACGAUCGGCCCCGCGCAGUUCCCGCGCCCGUUCACUAGAGGGAGAUUCUUUCGACCUAGGUUCUACUACAGGAGCAGGGACGACAGCUUUGCCCGGCGUGCUGGUUUCGGCCUGAGGCUCCACAGGUCCCCACGUGCCCCGGUCCUGUGGUCAGCGGUAAGGUCUCGCAGCCCGAGCGUGAGGCUGAAGCAUCCUGCUGCCCAGCACGCUGCAGUGCCGUCUAGGCAGGCCUCGGAGAACAAGCUGGAGAAGAGCACACCCACCGUAGUCUCGCAAAAGAAGAAAUCCGCCAGCCCAGAUCGCUCUCGGUCAUCCUCAAUGGGCUCGGUGCAAAGACCAUUGCUGUCAUUCACAGUCAAACAGGAAGAGCACUUCUGCAGUAGCAAGGAAGCUCUGUCCUCUGUUACACGCGCAGCAGCCAGAAACAGAGCCAUCCAGAAAAAAAGAGAGGAGAUAGAGGAAGUGUACCGGCGCGACUGCGACACGUUCGGCGUGGUGGUGAAGAUGCUCGUGGCGAAGGACCCGUCGCUGGAGACGCCCAUCCAGACGUCGCUGCGGGAGAACCUGCGCGACAUCGGCCUGCGCUGCGUGGACGCCAUGCGGCAGUUCAUCCAGGACUACGACUCCAGGGAGCCGGCCACGACGGCCCUCAGGCCAGGAGACGGCGGACGUCUCUCAGAGAAGCGACGCUCGCCUCUGUCGUUGAGGUAACGUUGCGGUAAAAGCACUGGUUCCUUCGUGGAGGGAGAAGAUCCGUGUCGUUGGAGGCUGACCUUAUAACACGGCGUUGGAAAGGUGGGGACGUGGCAUUAGACCACAGUGACAUUUUAACGACGCUGGCCUGGUUUAUCGUUAAAAUCUCUCGGAUUUACGGAGCAGCCGGUUUUAAAUAGGGCGAUAACCGCAUCAGUAUAUGUGUUUAACGGAUUUACUUUCUUCAGUUUUCAUCAAACAACAAAAACAAGCAACAAAUAACUAAAUACAUAAAUAAACAAAUAGAUAGAUACAUGGGUGCAAGACUAAGAAUACUCCUAUUCAACCUUAAAAAAUAACUUAAGACUCACCGAAUUGUGUGUUAAAACAAAGCAAUGAAUUAUGUCACGUUCGCAUGUGUUUAUGACUACGUUUCAAUACAUAGGGUUGUCUAACCUUUUUUCCUUUCUAGUGAAGAAAGCUUCAGUCCUUCAAAGAAAUGUUCCUAAUUAUUAAGUCCAGUGGUGGUAAGUGGUUCGUUUGUGAGGCGCUGUUUUAUCAAACUGUGCUCUGUAGAAAGUCUCCUUGUGAGUGUGAGAUACUAUUUUCUUCUGCAGAUCUUUACAGAAUAAAUGUGAAGCUUGAAUAUCGUCGGAUUCUAUCGCCUCAGAGCCUGCGCAAACGCAGACAAAAUAUUAGAUUAUAAAAAUUACAUUGUAAUUGCUGGAUGUCUGGUGAACUGACUCCACAGUGAUCACUUGAUAGGUUUAUAGUUGAAGGUAUGUCAAAAAUGUUAAAUGAAGGGCGGAGCAAUUUGUCAUUUUCCAUUAGAAAGCGAAAUGUGAAUUUUUCAGUUCUAGCACUACUUUCAAGCUGUAUAUUCACACAAAUAAAAAGUAGAAACUGUUUGAAUAAAUGACAUGUAACCAAUGUUAUAAUGCUGUAUUAUAAUAUUGUACUAUGUUAUCAUUCAACUGACUACAAACAUGUUGUUUUUUGUUUGUUUUAUACUGAAACAUAUUUAAUUGAUUUACUUGGCAAAACGUUUUAUAGUAUAUAUUUGCAAGCUAUAGAAAUUAAACAACGCUACUUUCUCAUGAUCAACUAAAUAUCUAUGAAGCUCCUUGAAAUUCCCAAAGUUCAUUAUCCAUACAUCAGUAUAAAAAUAAAUGAAACCCUGUGCUUAUUAA
This is a messenger RNA of Electrophorus electricus (electric eel), 2404 nucleotides long. RefSeq lists its product as uncharacterized. The record is from RefSeq and is a predicted model, not a curated record. NCBI's taxonomy places the organism in Eukaryota, Metazoa, Chordata, Actinopteri, Gymnotiformes, Gymnotidae. Gene Ontology annotation, biological process: negative regulation of gene expression, epigenetic; negative regulation of DNA-templated transcription; protein localization to heterochromatin. Gene Ontology annotation, cellular component: nucleoplasm.